Xenopus tropicalis (tropical clawed frog) is the source of this 2866-nucleotide messenger RNA. RefSeq names its product zinc finger FYVE-type containing 28b (gene zfyve28b). The coding region runs from base 412 to 1965 and encodes 517 amino acids. Gene Ontology annotation, molecular function: metal ion binding. The transcript has 14 exons. NCBI's taxonomy places the organism in Eukaryota, Metazoa, Chordata, Amphibia, Anura, Pipidae. The record is from RefSeq and is a predicted model, not a curated record.
AUUUUGUAACUGGAGAUGAGUUAUUUGGAAGCAGACAGGUAAAGGCGGAGCCAGGUGAGAAAGACAAAGCAGCAGCCAGGCAAGCGGCAUUAAGGAAACAGCAAGGAACUGAGCAGAGAGUGUCACACACUGGGAACCAGGCUUGUACAAUGUUACCCUCUGCGGUGAGAAGGUGGCUGAACAAACCAAAGUACUGAUUCUGACUGCUGAAGCACUGGAAUGUAAACCAACUAAUCUACAUUGUUUCAAGAGUCAGAACCAGGGAAGUCUGACCCACGGCUUUUGGCAAAGUUUUUUUAUGUCAACGAGGAAGUGUCUGGCAUCGUCAAUGAGUUGGAAAGCUUGGACCUAAGGAAAGACCCCCAAAAUUAUCUGGUGCUGCUUAAUCAGCUGCACAGUAGCCAGGAACGCAUGCUGGGUGUUAUAGAACAAAUUAUGGAACUAUGUGUACCAACAAAGAGACAACAAAGAGAUUACCUCCUGAAAUUCCCUGAUGAGGUUGCACAUGAAAAUAUGACCACUCACCUGUUGUUUUCAGCAGAGCUUUUGGUAGGUGGCACCUAUAUUGAAGUGGAGGAGGCAGAUGGCAGUUUGCUCCGUCCCUUGGCACAAGAGCUACUACGUAGCCUGGCAGAUCUACGAUUUGCAUUGAGAGAACAAAGCUUUGAGGACCCUGGGUCGUACCCAGAGACAAUACACAAGGCCCUGCUACACUAUGAUGCACUUUGCGCAGAGUUUGAGUUAAGGUAUGUGUCCUUGUUGGUCUCUGUUAAGACCCCAGAGGAAAUUUAUUCACAGCAGGAAGUAGCAGUACUCUUCUGUGAAACUGUUUCCAGGGCACUUAAAAAAGGAUAUUUAACCCAAGAAAUGAUUGAUCAUUGUGAGCCGGAGCUGAUGAUUUCUAUUCCACGUCUGGCUAUUAUCAGUGGUUUGCUUAUUUAUCCUGAUGGGCCCUUGAACUUACAGAAGCAGCCUGAAGAAAUGUGUGAACUCUUCAGACCAUUUCAUGGCCUACUUAAAAAAAUACAGGAACUGCUGUGCAUACUUACUGAGCAGGAGUUGAUCUCCUUAGAGAGAGCACUGUGCUGUGCAUCUUCAGAUGAUCCCUCAGGGCACCUGUCUGCUAUCUCAGAGUCUCCUAAUAAAUGGAAUUUUAUAAGCCACGCCACUGGAACACCAUCAGAGCCCAAGUCUACAAUUAUGGGCAUUUCAGAAAAUCCAAGACCUGAAGUUCCAAGCACUUGGGAAACCCAUUCAAUAAGCAUUCAAUGCCAAUCGCCAGUGACAAUACACAGCAACUAUGCCUCUAAUUAUUGCAAAAGUGAUCGUAGUAACAGGACAUAUAGAGACCAGGGAAUUAUUAAAACAGUUGGCUUUGAACAUUCAGGAAAUGCUGAAACUGAGUAUGCAAGAUCACAGCAUCACAAUCAGCAUGUAAAAUAUGCACACAGGAAUUUGAGAUUGCAGCAUGUGAGAUCCCGUUAUCGUAGUGACAGUGACAUGCUGCACCGCCUGUUUGUGUGCAUUGCAGGUGUUGCUGACCAGCUACAGACCAACUUUGCAAGUGAUCUUCGUGUUAUUCUGAAGACAGUGUUUGAAACAGUGAGCUCUAAACAACAGGAGGAAAGGGAAAAAACUACAGAUAAUGCCUUCCGGUUAUCUGACUGUCACCUUUGUCAAAGCAAUAUAGAGCAUCACACAGUGGCUAAAUCAGUACCUCCAGAAUGGCUCCCAGACAAUGCCAGUUCCCAGUGCAUGAGCUGCUAUGCAUCUUUCACUUUACUGCGCAGGAGGCAUCACUGCCGUAGCUGUGGGAAGAUCUUCUGUUCACGAUGUUCUGCAUACUCAUCUACCCUACCUUAUCUUGUUUCUACCCACCCUGUCCGAGUGUGCUCUCAUUGCUACCGUGUGCACUGCAAUCCCCUGGACAGCCACAAAAUGGAACAAGACUGGACUGAAGCCUGACAAGGGCUCUGCUGGGCACAAUGCCAUGCACAGAUAUCUCAGACUGUGGGCAAGGGCCAGUUUACUUCUAUUUAGUUAAUGACUACUGGUUUACAAACAUUUGCACUUAUUUUAUUAAGUGCCAUGUUACUUUUGCUUCUGCUGUCCAGAUUCAGGAGUUGAGGUUGUCAAGGUAAAGCCCUAAUUAUUUUGCUGGGUUUUUAUUCACUAUAGAAAACACUUAAGCAAUUUUUUGUGUGUAUGUUUUUUUUCUUUUUUAACAAACAAAAUCUGCAGUUAAAUAAUAUAUCCUAUAGAUCUCCUAAAUUGACCAGCAUACCCCAUACUGUAUGAGCCACUGUGAGGUUUUCAUCAGCCCUCGCUAAAAGUUUCCUUAUUGUAGAAUUGCACUGUGCUCUUAUAUAGUGCAAGCAUCGAUUAGGUUAACAAACCCUGCAAGUGUUGUGUGAAUCCUUUUGCAGGAAUGCUUUGUUUCCAAAGAUUUUAGCAGGAUCUGAUAGCAGAUGUUAUGUAUUUUUUAGUAUUUAUAAGCUAAAACUAAAUAAAUGAAUAAAAGCAACUCCAUAUUGCACAAAACAAAAUUAUUUGGGAAAAUAUCAAUGAUAGUGUCCCUUUAAAAUGCCACUUUCUUUUUAAAUCUGUCAGCUGUCAGCUCCAACAGAGAGGGUGGAUGAAGUGUGUAUUCUUGUAUACACACUUCUUUACUAUAGACUAAAUAUGCAGCAUUUUGCUUGUCUUUCAGCAUGACUGAAAUAUAUUUAAUUUUUUAUUUACCUAGUAAGCCAAAAGGAUAUCAAUGUGUCUCAUAUUCUAACAGUGUACAGAAGUUGCAAAAAGGAAAUAUCCAGGAUAUAUCUCAUCUGGAGACAAGCAGGUAAAUCAACAUGGUGUUGGUAACAAA